AUGAUUGGAAUGUUUGUCAAUUUACUACCGUACCGCAUCGUUGUUGACCCACAUGCUGGAUUUUGUGAUCUAUUGCAACAAGUACACCAAUUGACUAUUGACGUUCUUCAACAUUCUUAUCUGCCAUAUCAGUAUAUAAUUGGUCAGCAUCAACAACGAGAACGCCAUUCAAUGCCGUCCAUACAUUUUCAGUAUGAAUCUUUAAUUUCAUCACUCAACCACAAAAGCAACAAACAACUAACUCUUACAAGCGAUACGGAAAUUUCCCUCUAUACGGAUCGAGACUGGUCACAUGGAAAUGGAGUGGCAUUGUUUGAUCUAGGACUCACCGUAUCGCACGAUCACAACUUACAGAAAACAGAUUUCACUCUAGAGUGUUCUGCCGAUUUAUUCACAAGUCAAGAACAAGUGAACGAAUUAUCAUCGCGCUUUCAACAGCUACUUAGACAAAUCUUUAUAAAUACUAUGCUGCACGCACCCAUCUAUGAACUCUCUCUUAUACUACCUAAUGAAAAACAAAUAUAUCUUGACCUCAAUGGAAUAACAAACACUACAACGGUGAUACUCUCAUCAACGACUAAUUCGCACCUUCCAUCUAGCAAAAAUAUCACUACAAACACUCCACAUAAGUGCCGACAUACAAUUGAUACUAUUCACCAACUAUUCUACCAACAGAUUGCAACUAAAGCACAAAAAAUCGCUGUGGAGCUUGAUGAACAGUCUCUUACGUAUGAUGAACUUUUCUUCUAUACACAACGACUGGCACUGUGUUUGAUAGAAGAAUACGACGUCAAGGUUGGAGACAUUGUGUGUCAAUGCGUAGAACGAAGCAUAUCAAUGGUCAUUGGCAUCAUGGGCAUCGAAAUGAGUGGUGCUGUUUACUGUCCGUUGUCACCUCGGGACCCCGAAGAACGCCUUCAUAUGCUCGUGAGAGAAACAAAUUGUCGAGUGGUGCUUGUGCAUUGGUUGACCGGUCUCAAAUUUGCAAUCAGAGUGCCUCUUCUCUGUAUUGACGAUCUACUUAGCAUUUAUCACAACAACAGUAGACGGAGAUUAGACAUUCUGUCGGAACUGACUGCUUCAUCAGAAGCCAUCGCCUACACCAUCUUUACUAGUGGUUCAACCGGAACACCGAAAGCGGCUAUGGUGCGACAUCGAAACUUUGUCGAAUGCAUCCGGGCUUUGGUUUCCAUCGGAAAAUUCGACGACGCGGAUAUUGUAAUACAGAUGGCGCGUUGCUCAUUUGACAUUCACUUAUCAGACAUCUUAGGAACACUGAUAGUUGGUGCCACACUAGUAAUGUUGCAUCCAAAAGGAAAUCUGGAUUUUGAUUACCUUGCGCUGAUUUUGUUGUCGAAACAAAUUACGAUGAUUCAGACGGUGCCAACGCUACUAAAUCAGUUUUUCCAAUACAACAAUGGGACCGACUAUGUUUUAGGUGAAGCGAGUAUCAAAAAUAUUUGCUCGAGCGGUGAGUUGAUAGCACGAAAUGAGGCUCAAUUUCGCUUACCAAUGUUUUCUUAUUUAGGAGAACCAUUCCCGUCGAAAAUGGCUUCGCUUCUAAAACGCAACGUACCAGCGAGCACUCGGAUAUGGAAUUUCUACGGUCCCGCAGAGGCUACAAUUGACUGCAGUUACUACGAGCUGCUGGGAAGUUUUGAUUUCAAUACUGUUCCUAUUGGAAAACCCAUUCCAAACUAUUGUUGUGUGGUAUUCGAUAAAUUCUCACAGCCAGUUCCUAUUGAUCAAGAGGGUGAACUCUUUAUUGGUGGUUCUGGUAUAUUUGCCGGUUAUCUAGGUCGUGAUGACUUGACGGCUAAAGCGCUAAUUGAUAUUGACGGGAAUUUGUUCUACCGAACCGGUGAUAUUGUGAAGGUGGAUGAUCAAGGUCUAAUACAUUAUGUCGGCCGUAAAGAUUUUCAAGUGAAAUUGCAUGGACAACGUAUUGAACUCGGUGAAAUCGAGCGAUGUUUGUUAGAACUAAAUGUCUCGGCGUGUGUUGUCACUAAAUGGGGCGAUGAUCAUUUGGUUGCUUACGUUCAAGGAGCUGAUAUUAGCGUUGACACAUUACGUGAUCAUUGUGCUGCUCGACUACCGCCAUUCAUGGUUCCAUCGUUGUACGUUGUGCUUGAUGAGUUCCCUUUGAAUGCCAACGGGAAACUAGAUCGGAAGCGCCUUCCAUCGCCGAAUUUAAUGCCAGCGAGAAGUAAUUGUGGCGAUUGUGUGCCUCGAAGUGUUUUAGAGAAGCAACUGCAAGAAAUUUUCAGUCAGGCAUUUCAUGUUGAUUCACCUGAUCUAGAAUGUAAAUUUGGUGAGUUUGGUGUUUCAUCUAUAGAUGUUAUGGUUGCUGUUGCUAUAAUUCGCCAAAAAGUAUGCGACGAAAUUGACAUUGGUCUUUUGCUGAGCAAUCCGUCUAUUCGUCAAUUAGCCGAAAUUUUGGAGCCAUUGGUGUCGCAGAAAGAGAGACAGAAUACUUCUGUAAAAGUAGUACUUGAUCAAGGAGUGCAUGAUCGAAUGAGUCCAUCGUUGUUCUUAGAAUCAUUUGGCAUUGCAGUUUUGGUGUGCCAGUGGUUGCUUCCCAUCAUGCUAGCUGUUCGUUGCCAUCCUUCGAUGUUGCUCGUGGUACCAUUUGUUCAUCUGAUGUCCUACCCUAUCUGGCUGCGUUUAUUGUCAUCGCGAAUCGAAAAUGUUGGACGUAUUUUCUCUUCGAGCUUUUAUUGUUGGUGGUUCUUAGAUCGCCUUUGGAGAAACAAUACGUUUUGGCUGCGGCAUUUACUUGGUACUCCAUUUUACAAUUCAUAUCUUCGUUUAUGUGGUGCUCAUAUUGAUGUCGGCACACAUAUUUAUACAACAGCUAUCGAUGCGCCAUGGGUGCUCAGAAUUGGUAAGAAUACCUUGAUCGCUGAUCAUAGCAUUUUAAACUGUUUAUCCUACCUUGAAAAUGACGUCUUUGAAUUGCAUAAAAUCCAUAUUGGUAGUCAUUGCUUGAUUGGCACUCGUUGUGUGUUGCAUGAUGGGGUUGAUAUGGAUGACAACAUCAUCGUACAACCAAUGUCACCUGUUACCGGCCAUAUCAAAUCUGAAACCCUUAUCGAUGGUGAAAAACAGAUGAAGACUUCGUUCAAUAUUCUCGCAUUGCGCAAAGAUAGAUCAUUUUCUUGUUGGCAGACAAUCUACCAGAUUAUUUCGCUUUUACUACUGAGUUUUUCACAUUUUACACUUUUAGUUUUUAUUUAUCAUAUUUAUCAAACUUUGAACCUACCAGCCCCGAUCAGUUUUGCAAUUUGCUGGACGAUGUGGUCAUUUAUUGGGUUAUGUUUUGUACUUAUCUUGCUAAAGUUUCUUGUUGGUUCUUUUGUUGCCGGUGAAAAAUGUGUUGUCAACUCAUGGUUACAUUUACACAAGAUAUGGCUUCGCCAACUAAUUGUAUCUAGUUUCCAUUAUACUCUCUCACUGGUCAAUUCUUAUGAUCCCGUUUUCCCCAUUGUUUUGCGUUGGCUAGGAGCUCAGAUAGGAUCGAACAUCAAACUUGCCGAGAUCGAUACUUUUUUGUCGUAUCCAACGAAUCUAUUGAGAUUUGAAACAGGUGUUACUGCUUUUGGUUACGUUUUGCUGGUUCCCACUGAAAUAACAAUGAUAGGUGAAUGCCGUAUGGACUACAUCACACUUGGUGCUCACAUAAAUCUUGGCAACGGAUGUUCAGUUUUACCGGGAACGGAUCUCAAGUCUGCCACAAUGAUCGGCAACUUAACGCGUACCUCAAGAGAAACCGAUAGCCACCCUGGAUCCAUUCUAAUUGGUGCUCCAGCUCGUGUCAUGCCUUUCGAUAUGCCAUCAAGAAACUCAACUAUAGAUGAAAUCAAAGCUAUUCCGCUGUGGUUCAAAUGUCUCUGUCAUUUGAGCAGCAACUGCGCCUUGGUAACUAUCUACUCACUAGCUGGCAUACUGGUUGGUUCGAUAAUGCAUACAGCACUUUAUUGUGUCCUCUAUCGAUGGCGCUCAUAUUUAAAUUAUUCAGCAAUCAGCUAUUUCACGGUCAAAGUGCAUCAAGAGUAUGAGAUACUCAUUUGUCCAUUUCUGGGCAAUACGCAAUGGCUAAUUCGCUUAUUUCGUCUUCUCGGUGCUAGGAUUGGUACAAGUGUGCUGAUACCAGAUUGCACAUCUCUUCGCGAUUUCGACAUGAUUUCUAUUGGAGACAAUGUGCGACUGAAUUUUCCAGCGUACAUUAUGUGUCAUAGUUACGAACAACGUAUAUGGAAAGUAGCUCCUGUCAAAAUUGGAGAUUCAUGUGUUCUCAUGUGUGGCUCAUUAAUAAUGCCAGGCUGCAUAUUAUCAGGUGGUAAUCGUCUUUAUCCUUAUACAAUGGUCAUGAAGAAUGAUCACCUUCCACUGAAUACUCAUUGGAGAGGACUUCCUGCUCGUAAGUGA
Rotaria socialis is the source of this 4428-nucleotide messenger RNA. The record is from the annotation of a GenBank genome assembly. Lineage: Eukaryota; Metazoa; Rotifera; Eurotatoria; Philodinida; Philodinidae.